UAUAGUCGUUAAAAAUGGCUUCCGAUAUGCGUUUACCUCGUGAACGUGUUGUUCGUGUAAAUUCUGACUAUACGGAAGGUGCUCGUUUAGUGUGUGACAGUUCCGAUAUAGUGAAGAGUCCAGUUUUACCUUGGGAUCGUUCUAUUGAGUCACAUGAAGUCAGAUCAUAUCGUACGAUUGGCGGCAAGCCGGCCUCUGUGUGGUCGGAACGCCUUUGCUUGAUGCGAGAGAUUCGUGAUGAUCUAGCUUCUGACAGUGCAACAACUCAUUUAUCUGGUGAUAUAAAUCGUUGUAUUGAUGGCAUAUCUCGCUUGCUGGGUACUACCGUUUUGCGGAAUAGUCCGAAGCGUGUUUUCGAGAAGACCCCUCCAAGCACUGUCCCGGUUGAUAAUGGUAUUACCUAUGAAGACCAAGUACUGCCUGGUAACGAGAGCUACACCAUGGACAACCUGGUUGAGAGUUUGGAUACUAUCGACGUUGGCAAAGAUGAGAGUGAUGAGAUACCUCUAUCUUUGAGGAUGGAGGCUCACGCUGCUGAGGCUUAUUUCGGUGCUUCUAUAGUACAAAGAAUAUACUCCCGAAGAUGGCAAUCUCGCAUUGAUGCCAUUGAUGAACUAACCGCUAUGGUUGAGAGUGACGAGUUAUUAUCGUACAAUGACGGUGUUUUUCAUCGUGCCAUAAUGGGUUUGACAAUGUGCCUGAGCCGCUUAUUCCAGGAUCAUGCUCUAAAGGUAUUAAUCAAGUCACUGGACCUUCUUGAUGCAUUCUUUGGGUUUAUGGAGCGUCAUCAAUCUGGGUUAUCCACUGCUCGUGGUGGUUCUAACUCUUCUAUUGAUAGCUCGCGAUCAAGUGUUAUUACCUGCUGUUCCCAGUUUUUGGAUGUCAUAAUAUCGCGUCUGGGUGACCGUGUAUCGGCAGUGGUUGACUGUGCCAUAUGUGCGUUAAUGAAGGUUGCGGAAUCUGCCUCCAUUCCUACUUAUGAGGAUGUAAGUCGUUGUUUAAUCCGGUCAUUGGGUGUUGCUAACAACCAACCUGGUGUUCGUUCUAUUUGCAAUCGUUUGCGUCUAUUGUCUACGCUGCUACUGAGGUCACCUCAGUACACAUCCCACGGUACACCUCGAUACAGUUUAAAACCAGUUCUGUUUUUUGAAACUUUGGGUGCAUUAAGUCAUCAUUCACACGGUCUCGUACGUGCCGCGGCUUUGGAUGCCAUUAGCAUAGGUCUCAAGGUAUGCUUUAGUGGCAUUACGGUACCCGUUGAUCCUUCAAUACGCAACGCUGCUGAUCGCAUUGAUUUGUCAUCAAUAUCUGUCUUAGAAGGUGAUGCUUCAGCGCGUUAUGAUGCGUUGUUGGCCGAGGCUCAAUCCAUUUGGUCUACCGAUAUUUUCCAGCGGUGUACACCUCGCCAGUAAA
Messenger RNA from Babesia bovis T2Bo, 1413 nucleotides. RefSeq lists its product as uncharacterized. Gene Ontology annotation, cellular component: cilium. The transcript has 3 exons. The record is from RefSeq and is a predicted model, not a curated record. Lineage: Eukaryota; Apicomplexa; Aconoidasida; Piroplasmida; Babesiidae. Bases 15 to 1412 code for a protein of 465 amino acids.